Clunio marinus is the source of this 387-nucleotide messenger RNA. The record is from the annotation of a GenBank genome assembly. NCBI's taxonomy places the organism in Eukaryota, Metazoa, Arthropoda, Insecta, Diptera, Chironomidae.
AUGGUGCAAGUAAUAAAAGAUUUGGGAGUGGAUAUCAACAGCUCCAUGAGAAUACUUGAUGGAUCAGUGGAAAGCAGCGAGUUCUUAGCUUCUCUCAACUUCAAUACAAACAUGUUAAAAGCAAGGAGCGCUCCAUUAUUCAAAUCUGUAUCUCAACAUAAAACUGACUAUGGAAGAAACAACCCAUUGGAGAGACUGAUACGGGAAUUCAAGCAAAUUCAACAUGAAUUCGACUUUCACUUAACGAAAAAUAACUUUAAAACAAAUCUAUUUCAAAAAAGAUUUUUAAUUGAUUCAACAAAUGGCGGAGAAUCACAAGAUCCCCUCAAUCCAUCGAAGAUGAUAGGAGUACCUGAAAGUCUAGUGAAAUAUAAAAUGAAAACAUAA